UUGCGUUUUGGCGCGACGGGAAGAGCGAGCUUCACUUCCUGACGGUCGGAGCUGCUGCUGCAGCGACGGAAGGGAACGGGAAGCCAUGAAGUGCCGAUCCGUGGCGUGCGUAUGGUCCGGAACGCCGCCUUCUCUCCACCGUGUCGCCGCCGCCGCCGUGCUGGCUCAUCCGCCCACGCUGUACACAGGCGGCGCCGAUGGCUCCAUCUUCUGGUGGAACAUCUCCGGCACGGACUCCCAGCCGGAGCUCAAACCGAUCGCCAUGUUGUGCGGCCAUGCUGCACCGAUAGCUGAUCUUGCGAUUUGCAAUCCCACUGCAGUGCCAGGAGAUGUGAACACUGAUCAUUCAAUUAAUUCUGUUGCAGAUUCUACGGCGGAUGGUUGUGGUGCUCUAGUAAGUGCCUGUACUGACGGUGUGUUGUGUGUGUGGAGCAGAGGCAGUGGGCACUGUCGUCGGCGGAGGAAGUUGGCCCCUUGGGCGGGAAGUCCAUCUGUUAUUCAAACAUUGCCCUUGAAUCCUAGAUAUGUGUGUGUCGGCUGUUCUUUCUCUGCUAGUCUCAAUUUAGCAGAACAUGGGUCUGUGGAUUAUGCUGACGAGCUGUUAGUGGAUAGAGAUUCUCAUCACAAGAGGCCUCCUAAGUGCACCAUAGUUAUCGUGGAUACAUACACUCUUGCCAUUACACAAACAGUUUUUCAUGGUAAUUUGGCAAUUGGGUUGCCAAUAUUCAUGACUGCUUUCUCAUCUUUGGAGGAUAGAGAAAAGCAGUCAGUGAUUUUGGCUGAUUCUCACGGUAUGCUGCAGUCAAUUCCAAUAUCGAGGCACCCUCAAUCAGCUGGAGAGGAUGACAGCGGAAUACACAAAAAUGAUUCUCAGCCCAAAAUAACCGUGUUGGCAGAAGGGUUUAGUGAGAUCCCAGUUUUGUCUUGUGCUGCCCAAGGAGAUCUAAUUGUUUUUCUGUCACAUGAUCACUGCAUAUUUCAGCUAGUAGAUACUGGUGCCGUUAUCGGGGAUCUGUAUUUUGCCAAUGAUUUUUCUUCUCACGGUGCAACUGAUAAAUUGCCUGUGAUUGGAAGCACUUUUCUUGGAGGCAGUUAUAAGGGGACUCUGUUGAAUGAAGUGGACACAGACAAAGCAUUGGCAGCAAAUUUCAUUCUAUGGAAUAGAAAAGGCUUUUCAAUCAUGUAUCACAUUUCGUAUUUGAACAAAGUGUUCCAGUGCAAGCCUUUUUGUUCAAUCCCUGCUGCUUCUCAUCCAGAUGAUGUGAAUGUGAGGUUUCAAUACAUUCAAUUGAGCCAUAAUCUUCUUCGUGUUGAAUCAUAUUGCUUUCAUUUCAAAGAACCUUUCCAAUGGAAAUCCUGCAUCACAAUGUGGUCAGUGCCAAGGAAAGAUGCUAAUAGUGAUAAGUCAUUUCAUCAAUGCAAAAUGCUAGGAAGGGGUCCCUCUUCCGUUGAAUGGAUUCCAUUUAUCGAUUCUAGUUGGCAGCAUGAAGCAGAGUACCAGAAUGGAAUAGCCUGUGAAUUAGGUUCUUCUCAGGGUGACAUCUUUAUUAUAAAGGAUACAAACAAAAUUCACUCUGAAGGCAGAAAUUGUGAUAUUGCAGACACUCGAGGGAUAGUAUCUUCGUCUAUGGUCAUUUCUGAAGAUUUAUAUGCUCCAUAUGCUGUUGCUUAUGGUUAUCUGAACGGUGAAAUAGAGGUUGUUAGGUUUGAUGUGGUUCAUGUACUGGAUUCUUAUAGUGGAAAUGGAGUUAAUUCUGAUGUGAUCAAGCAACCUUUCUGUGGGCACACAAGUGCGGUUAUUUGUUUAGCAUCACACCGAAUGUUGGGUUCAGCAAAAGGAUGGAAUUUCCGUCAUGUUCUAAUAUCUGGAAGCAUGGACUGCACUAUUAGAAUAUGGGAUCUUGAUGCUGGCACUUCCAUUGCAGUAAUGCACCAGCAUGUGGCUCCUGUCCGCCAAAUUAUUCUCCCUCCGAUUGGAACAGAUCGUCCAUGGAGUGAUUGUUUCCUCUCUGUUGGGGAUGAUGGCUGCAUAGCUCUUGCAUCUCUUCAAACAUUGAGGGUCGAGAGAAUGUUUCCUGGACAUCCUAGUAACCCUACAAGAGUCGUGUGGGAUGGAAUAAGAGGUUAUCUUGCAUGUUUAUGUCGAAGCUAUGCAGGUGCUUCUGAUGCCAAUGAUGUUUUAUGCAUAUGGGACAUUAAAACAGGGUCUCGAGAGCGAGUUCUACGUGGUACAGCUUCUCAUUCCAUGUAUGAACAUUUCUGUAAGGAGGUUAGCAAGGAUUCUGUAGCCGAUUUUGCAUGUAAAAAUACUUCAGCAUCGUCGUUACUCAUUCCUAUUAGUGAAGAUGUAGGUUAUUCUAGAUCUCAUUUGAAAAACUUGGAGAAGAGUAGAACGUCAGUUAAUGGGGUGGCAAGUUUUACAAAGAUGAUUGAGUCUGAUGAUUCUAAAGCCCUUGGCAUGAAUGAGAUCUUAAUUAGGUUAUCUGAACCCACUCCAUUCCUUGAGAACAUCAAGCACUCCAUUAAGUGCUCUUGUCCGUUCCCUGGAGUUGCAGCACUCAGUUUUGAUCUCGCAUCAUUGAUGCUUCCUUUUCAAAGAGAUGGCCACUGUGGAAGUUCUGGUGGAAAGGAAGGAGAAAUCCAUCAGGGUACUGAGAUUGGAGAUAAGGAUUCUGGUCCAGACAUGAAUGAAACAGUUAAUGAUAGCACUGCUGAAUCUGACUUGAUUAGGUCUUUUGAAGAAAACAUAAUACGCUUUAGCUUGUCAUUUUUGCACUCUUGGGAUGUUGAUACUGAACUUGAUCAGUUGCUUAAAACUGACAUGAAGCUGAAGAAACCAGAGAAUUUCAUUGUAUCAUCUGGCUUGGUUGGUGACAAAGGGGCUUUGACGCUGACUUUUCCGGGUAUAAAUGCAGUUCUUGAGCUCUGGAAGUUGUCAUCGGAAUUUUGUGCACUGAGAUCAUUGACUAUGGUAUCCCUUGCACAGCGAAUGGUUAGCUUGUGGCAUUCCUGUUCAGCAGCUAGCAGCGCCUUGGCCGCAUUCUAUACUCGAAAUUUUGUGGAGAAAGUUCCAGAUAUAAAGCCACCUUCCCUCCAGCUUCUGGUGAGUUUCUGGCAAGAUGAUAUUGAACAUGUACGGAUGGCCGCAAGGUCAUUAUUCCAUUGUGCUGCUUCACGGGCAAUACCAAAGCCACUGUGCAGCGAAAAAACUUCUGAACAUGUCAAGUUUAUGAGUUCUCUCAAUGCAACUGAAGAAAACAGAUUGAACAGUACAAAGGAAGAGGGAAUGUCAGAAACUCAGGAGAUCUUGCAGUUUGAAGAUUCCACUAUAGUUGCUUGGCUUGAAUCAUAUGAACUGCAGGACUGGAUUUCAUGUGUAGGGGGGACAGGACAAGAUGCAAUGACUUCCCAUAUUAUUGUUGCAGCAGCAUUGGCCAUUUGGUACCCUAGCCUUGUAAAACCAACCCUUGCCCAACUAGUUGUCCAUCAUUUAGUGAAGUUGGUAAUGGCCAUGAACGGAAAAUAUAGCUGCACUGCUGCAGAGCUCUUGGCUGAGGGCAUGGAUGAGACAUGGAAGACUUGCAUUGAAUCUGAGAUACCCCAGUUGAUCGGUGAUAUCUUUUUCCAGAUAGAGUGUGUAAGUGGUACCUCAGCAAGUCCAGCUGUACCUAAUACUAUCAUCCGAGAGACUUUAAUCGGGAUCCUUCUUCCAAGUUUGGUAAUGGCAGACAUUCAUGGGUUUUUGACAGCUAUAGAAAGCCAGAUAUGGUCUACUGCAUCUGAUUCACCUGUUCACUUAGUAGCCCUUACAACUCUCAUCAGGGUUUUGCGUGGGGCUCCUAAGAACAUGGCUCAAUAUCUUGAUAAGGUGAUUAACUUUAUUUUGCAAACAAUGGACCCUAGCAACUUGGUCAUGCGCAAAACUUGCCUUCAAAGUUCUAUGACAACAUUGAAGGAAGUAGUGCGUGUUUUUCCCAUGGUAGCUUUGAAUGAUACGUCAACUCGAUUAGCUGUGGGAGAUGCAAUAGGAGAUGUUAAGAAUGCAAGCAUCCGGGUGUAUGAUAUGCAAAGUGUUGCGAAGAUUAAGGUUCUCGAUGCAAGUGCACCUCUAGCACUGCCAAGUUUGCUUGGAGGACAGUCUGGAUUGGCACUGACUACUGUGAUUUCUGCCUUGAGUUUUUCUCCUGAUGGGGAGGGCUUAGUUGCAUUCUCCGAGCAUGGAUUAAUGAUCAGGUGGUGGUCAUUAGGAUCUGCAUGGUGGGAGAGACUCAGUCGGAACUAUGUUCCUGUGCAAUGCACUAAAUUGAUUUUUGUCCCUCCUUGGGAGGGAUUCUCGCCCAAAACUGCGCGGACAAGUGUAAUAGCAAGCAUAAUGGGAUCCGAUGGACCAACCAGUCUGAAGGAACACUUGAAGAGCGAGAUGGAAAAUUUGAAGUAUUUGAUUCAGAACCUUGACCUCUCAUAUCGACUUGAAUGGGUUGGCAAUAGGAAAGUACUCCUUACCAGACAUGGCCUUGAGUUGGGAACCUUCCAGUUGUGAAAUUUCUGUAUUAUGCAAAUCUUAACAGUUGAUCUUCAUAUUUUAUUUGAGAAUCGCAGUUUGAUAACCGCAGCAAACGACCUUCCUGGGCGAAGGAUUACCGUUCUGGACCAUCCAGAUACGAUGAUGUAGAUAAGCAUUAUAUGUCACUUGUCAUUUAUUUAUUUAUUUAUUCUUUUUGCUUGUAAAAUAGAGCUAAGAUACGAGUACGGUGUAUAAUUGCUAAUCAGUUUUGAUAUAACAGUAGCAGUCUGUAUGUGUAUUUCAUUCCGAACGAGGUAUUUCAUGCGUGUUUCUCACUUGUGCUUGUGGAGAGCUCCCAGGUUGUAUCAAAUUUUGCCACAGCUUAUUACAAUGAAUAGACUACUUCUUCUCUA
Molecule: messenger RNA, 4917 nt
Organism: Punica granatum (pomegranate)
Lineage: Eukaryota; Viridiplantae; Streptophyta; Magnoliopsida; Myrtales; Lythraceae
Source: RefSeq, a predicted model, not a curated record